UCCAAAUAAUGCGGUUGUCAUUAAUUGGCUCAUAUAUCAACCGUUGCAUUUUUUUAUCGCUGUUUUUAAUUUUAAAACAAAAUGUAAAAGCCACGCCUACAAACAGUGUAACCGCACAAAAUCGCAUUGUCAAUGGUAAAAAUGCAAGAAUAGAGGAGUUUUCCUAUCAAUUGUCGUUACGUCGCAGCACAAUACAUAUAUGUGGCGCCGCGGUACUUGAUACGGUAUGGGCCAUAACAGCAGCGCAUUGUGUUGAUGGAUUCGAAAAAUUGCCACUUAUGUUUUCUUUGCGUAUAGGCAGUAGUACCCGUAUGGAAGGUGGUGAAAUUGUAAGCAUUACUACUAUAUACAAGCAUCCAUCCUAUGAUGCAGACACAAUGAACUAUGAUAUAGCGCUUUUACGUACUCAACCCAACAGAUUACGUGGUGAUUUUGUAGCACCAAUAAAAUUACCCAAUGUUGCUGAACCAAUUUUAACUGAUACAGUUGCUAUCGUUUCUGGUUGGGGUCAUAUGAGCGCCACCGAACAUGUUUUAUCUACAACGCUUAAAUACACAACAGUAUAUGCUGUUGAUCAAGCAGAAUGCAAUGAAGCAAUGAAAUUUCAAGGUGGUAUAACGGAAGCUAUGUUUUGUGCAGCGGCUAGAAAUACGGAUGCGUGCCAAGGAGACUCUGGUGGACCAAUUCAAGUCAAUGGUACUCUUAUUGGUGUAGUUUCUUGGGGUGUUGGCUGUGCUGAUCCGCAUUAUCCUGGCGUUUAUACCCGCUUGUCGUACCCUGCUAUAAGACGUUGGAUUAAAUUAUAUACUAAAUUAUAAACAAAUAUAUAA
Molecule: messenger RNA, 830 nt
Organism: Teleopsis dalmanni
Lineage: Eukaryota; Metazoa; Arthropoda; Insecta; Diptera; Diopsidae
Product: trypsin-4
Exons: 3
Coding region: 9-818 (269 amino acids)
Biological process (GO): proteolysis
Molecular function (GO): serine-type endopeptidase activity
Source: RefSeq, a predicted model, not a curated record